This is a messenger RNA of Knipowitschia caucasica, 978 nucleotides long. The record is from the annotation of a GenBank genome assembly. Lineage: Eukaryota; Metazoa; Chordata; Actinopteri; Gobiiformes; Gobiidae.
AUGCCUGCAAAAGCACCCAUCUACCUUAAGCCAGCCCCCAACAAGAAAGGCAAGAAAUGCAGGCUCCGCGACAUCUUGUCACCAGAUAUGAUUAGCCCUCCACUCGGGGACUUCCGCCACACCAUUCACAUUGGAAGGGGGGGGCAGCGGGACACUUUUGGAGAUAUAUCCUUUCUCCAAGGCAACUACGAGCUUCUGCCUGGGAAAGAAAUCCAAUAUGGCAUCCAAGGCGAAUACACGAGAGCCAACAGCACCGGCGAUGCUUCAUACGUGGAAACUCCCUCCCCGGUUUUGAAAAACGCAAUUUCUUUGCCCACCAUCGGCGGUUGUCAAGCACUUUCCUUACCCAUGACGUCUGCGCAUGUGUAUUCGAUGCCACCAGAGCCGUUGGAAGACAUUUUGGGUCCAACAAUGAAGCAAGAUCGCGUUGAGGAAGUGGAAAUGCUGCAGAUGGAUGCGUUGUUGCAAUCGAUGGAGGUGUUUGCAAGCGAGCCGUCUUCGCCCAGUACGGAGAUGCUGUCAAAGCCUGACGUCUUGCUGGAUCUGUUGGAGAAAAAGCACAAGUCCAAAUCCAAGGCCAAGUCAAGCAGGUCAAGCCGGAGCGAGAAGCUGUCCUCGUUCAGCAGCUACAAAACCAACGGGAGCCUCAACAGCGACGCAAGCAGCGACAGCUUCGACAGCAUCAAAGACGAGCCCAAAAUCUACGACAACGGAAACUGCGACGGGUUUGGACGCUUCGCCUUCAAGGAGGAGCUUCCGAAGUGCGACCUGGGCUGGGUGGACCGGGACAGUGGGGUGGACGAGGGCCGCAUGUGCGAUUUCGACUUCGAGUUCGCCAAAGAGAAGAGUUCGUCGCAAGAGUCGCUCAGCCAGAUAACGGGCUCGCUGCUGUCUCUCGAACUGGAUUUGGGGCCGUCCAUUUUGGAUGACGUGUUGAAUAUUAUGGACAAGCCGACAGCAGUGAAGAGCAGGCCUUGA